Molecule: messenger RNA, 1158 nt
Organism: Alternaria atra
Lineage: Eukaryota; Fungi; Ascomycota; Dothideomycetes; Pleosporales; Pleosporaceae
Exons: 2
Coding region: 1-1158 (385 amino acids)
Source: RefSeq, a predicted model, not a curated record
AUGCGACGAGAGGUUGAUGCUUCGUGGGCAUGGCACAAUGGUGAGAUCACCGACAUUAAGCACAAGUUUGCGACCAUACGAAACGAUAUUGAGCAGUGCCUAGACGAGAUCAAAGACAUAGAUGUAAUACUGUCAUACGAGAAAGAAAGAAACGCUCUUACCCACCUCACAGAGCGUCAUAGAGAACUCGUUCAGCGAAUCAAGUCAAACGAUACGGAAGAGGCGAAGCUUCGAGAACGCCAGAAUGGGGCCAACGCCAGGCAACAAGAUGUACUAGAAAAAUCCAAGGUCAGCGAGUACUCUUUGCGGCUUUUGUUUGAUGAUCUGUUGUUCAAAAUCGGCGUUCUGUCCAAUAUUAAUAGCAUCGAUAAGAACCCACGAGUUCAAGUCAUAGACGAAGACGGAUCUUGGGCCGAUUGGUACUGGUCUGAAGACAACUGGAAUGAUGAAGUUGCAGAGGAAUGGAAGCAUGCACCGGUCGAGUUGCAUGAUGCAAUAACUACUAAUCCUUCGCAAUGCGACGAUCCAGAGAACACCUGGAAUAAUGCUUGGAAAUACUAUCCGGUUGAGGAGCCUCUGAUGCAAUUGCAAGAUAUUUCCCACCAAAGGGCAGAAGAGGCGAACCGUGUAGAGUUAGAAUUCAUUAAGAUCCGUGAGCGAUACGACUACGAGUUGAAAGCUUAUUUGUUCCAUCAGAAAGGGCAAUAUCACGGUGAAGAGGAUGAUGAAGAAGAAAGGCAGCAGCGACUAGAAGAAGAGUUUGGUCCAAUAUGGCUACAGAGAUGCCGAGAAGUCUCCGGAAAAAUGGAGGAAGCCGACGAAGCAUAUAUGCAAGCAGAGCAAGCUCUCUCGAUGCAAAUCGGCGGGAUCGCGAAACUAAAAGAGGCAAAUCAGAACCGCGACGACAUCUGUUGGUCCAGAGACAAGCCGUAUUGUGACAACCGCUUGGGGCAACCCGUUGAUGAAGAUGAGCAAAGACAUAGAGAUGCGCAGGAGAACUUCUUCCCCGCCUCAACCGACAUUACGAGCAACUCGCUGUCCAUCUGUGGAGAGGAUGUCGCACGCGCCACAGGUCACAAACGUCGAAAGAUCGACUGUCGAGAUACAUGCAUCGAAACGAAGAACAACGUCAACACACAUCCGACGAUACAAUACUAA